This is a messenger RNA of Pelagomonas calceolata, 1025 nucleotides long. The record is from the annotation of a GenBank genome assembly. Lineage: Eukaryota; Pelagophyceae; Pelagomonadales; Pelagomonadaceae.
CCGGCAGCCCCUCGCGAGGGCUCUAUCUACAGCCUGCACAAGCCGCAUUCGUGACUGCAGACGCAGCGCGACCGCGUACGUCACCCCGAAUCAGUCAUCUAGCCACUCGUGCAGCGAAACUCCGCGCGGCUCGAUAAUAGACAAGCUAGCAGCACAACAGUCCUCAGCAGAGGCAAGUAGGCAAGUAGCUGGUCGCGCGCGACCUUAGGCAUCACUCGUCACACAAGACAGAAAUCAUGGAUGCUCCUCUGUCGGCCGGCCGCGGCCCGAAAGAUCCCUCGGAGCGCAAGCCGCGUGGCGGUGGCGGCGGCGGUCCUCGCGGCGGCGCCCGCAGCGGUGGAGGCGGCGGCGGCAGACCUGGCAGAGGCGGCCGCCCGCAAGUAUGCUACAACUGCGGCCAGGAGGGCCACAUCUCCGCCGAGUGCCCGAACCCCAAGGUCGAAGGUGGUGUGAAGAAGUGCUACAACUGCGGCGAGCUCGGCCACAUCUCGGCGGACUGCCCGCAGCCGCGCAAGGAGCGCGAGCCGAGAGCUCCCCGCAACGGUGACCGCAAGGGCUAUUCUGAGCACGACGACCGCGGCGGGAAGCAAAACCGUAAGGAAGACCGGGCGUGCCGCAUCUGCGGCAAGAUCGGUCACUUAGCGCGGGACUGUCGCAGUGCCGGAGCGAAGACGGACAAGACCUGCCGCAUCUGCGGCAAGGUCGGCCACCUGGCCCGGGACUGCCGGUCCAAGGGCGCGCAGAAGGGCGGCAAGGGUCAAAAAAGAGGCCGCGGCGGCCCGCGGUCGGCGUCGGACUUGGACAAAGAAAUGGACUUAUAUCAUGGCAAGCCCGCGAAGAAAGGCAAGCCGACCGCCGACGAGCUCGACGCGGAGAUGGAUGCGUACAACAAGGCGGCGGCCACCGGCGCCGUCGCGGCGGAGGCGUAGAGCUCGACCGGUCUAUCCCGCGCCACCGACGGCGCGCCGCCCGCAAAGACUAAGUUCCGCUCGUACGAUUUGCUAGCGGCCGGUAAGACACUAGCA